AUGUUGCAGAUCGACACCGAGAAGUCAGACACGCUUGACACUAAAGCAUGCGACCUUGCUCCACAGCAGCCGGACAUUGCACAGGGAACGGUGCAUGGGACUGCGGAGAAUUCUCCGUACACUGAAGCAGAGAACCGAACUGUGCUGCGCAAGAUUGACUGGUUUCUUCUUCCCUGGCUUAUGGGCACGUACCUCAUCCAAUUCGUGGAUAAGACAUGUAUUUCAUAUGCUGCCCUGUGGGGAAUGAAACAGGAGGCCCAUCUAGUGGGCGACCAGUACUCAUUUGUCUGGGCAGUGCCCUUCUUCCUCUUUGCUGCUCCAAGCCCUGCCGCAGCGAAGUGGCUGUCUUCCGCGGAGAAGGAUGUUGCCAUCAAACGAGUAUCGGAGAACAAGACCGGUCUGGACAACAAGGAGUUCAAGUUCUAUCAGGCACGCGAGGCUUUUAUGGAUCCUCAAGUGUGGAUCUUGAUACUUUUUGUGAUUGCAAACAACAUUCCUAAUGGAGGCAUCAGUGCAUUCGGACCGCUGAUUAUCGAGGGGUUUGGCUACUCAAAGCUUGGAACUACGCUCCUGGGAAUGCCCUUUGGAGGAGCACAGGUCGUUGCCCUUCUCAUUACCGGCUUUCUUGCAGGAACGAUCAAGAACUGCCGAAUCAUACUGAUGUGCGGUGGCCUUGUCAUCGCCAUUCUAGGAAUGAGUCUCAUGUACGCUCUUCCCGAGGAAAAUAAGAUUGGUCGCCUUCUCGGAUACUAUCUUGCCAUUGGGUUUAGUGCAACCUAUGUCCUUUCCUUAGGCCUGAUCCAAGCCAAUAUCGCCGGCCGAACGAAGAAGACCGUCGUCACAGCCGCUCUUUUCAUUGCGUACUGCGUUGGUAAUCUGAUCGGGCCCCAGCUAUUCUUUGAAAGAGAGGAACCGCAUUAUCGGUCCGGGUUCAUUGCCAUGAUUAUUUGCCUGGCUCUGGAUUUCGUCCUGCUUGUGAUACUGCAUAGGUUGUACGUGCUCAAGAACAAAAAGCGAGACGCAGCAAAGUCCUCGAUAGAAGUCAACCUUGAUGGUACCUCCGGCUUGACUGAUCUGACAGAUAUGGAAAAUCCCUCGUUCCGAUAUGUUGUUUAG
Molecule: messenger RNA, 1116 nt
Organism: Aspergillus pseudonomiae
Lineage: Eukaryota; Fungi; Ascomycota; Eurotiomycetes; Eurotiales; Aspergillaceae
Product: major facilitator superfamily domain-containing protein
Exons: 8
Coding region: 1-1116 (371 amino acids)
Biological process (GO): transmembrane transport
Cellular component (GO): membrane
Molecular function (GO): transmembrane transporter activity
Source: RefSeq, a predicted model, not a curated record